AGGCGCCCGGGCGGACGACCUCCAGGCGCUGAGGGCCAAGCUGGCCGCGCCUUGGAAGCCGCAGGAUCGCGUGAAGGCCCUGGACAACCGGGUCAAGGAGUAUGAGUACAAGCACGGCAACUUGUCCCGCCGACUUCAGGGAGGCCCAGUCCAAGGCGACGCGGAGCUUGCCAUCCUCAAUAAGGCCGUGCAGGACGGCGAGGAGCAGCUGCAGAUCCAGAGCUCGGAGGUGCCCACCGUGGAGCUCAUCAAGAGCGGCGCCCGGGACUUCAUCGACUACGCGCUCACGGAGGUUGACCGCAUCGUGAAGGUGGACAACGCCGGGUCGGUCACCUCGUUCGACUGGAAGUCGCAGGGUCACUCCCAAGACGUCCCAGCCCUGCGGCGAUCCCAGGCCGAGCAGUGGGUCAGCCUGGAGGCCCAGCUCGACGCCAAUAUCGGCCGGAACUACAUGCGCGCGACCGAAGAGAUGGACGCGUCCCCGUUCGACGGCAGGCGACCGAACAAAAAGGCGCCCCUGCACUGGGGCGAGGCCGCGGCGGAGCCGCUGACGAGGUACAGCAUUGUAUGACCCGAAGGGCAGCUGAAGCUCGUGAGUGGCUCCACCAAUUUGUUUCACCUCUAGCCUAUUCCUCUUAUAAGUGCCCUGGCGCAGCCAGCAUUCAACGUGAUCGUUAGUACACAGGUGUAUGAGGGAUGCGCAAGCGAUCCAGUUUCAGUGUUUCGUCUCCGCGAAGCCCUCCAUCGCCCUCCCGGCGUGCCACCUUGCGAAGCCUGUGGACCCACUCGCUUCUGGAGCAGGUUGUCUGAAGGGCUUCGCCCUCUGCCGCAUGGCCGUGCUCGGUUGGUCAUUGCUUGGUGCUCCUGUCGGUCGGCUGGCUGGCAACUCGGCUGACUGGCUUUGUUGUCUAAAGUGAGAGUUGGGAACUCGCUUUGGCAGCUUGUUGGCUGGCUGCCUGCCCGCGUCCCCACUGACUCACGCAGGAUGGUGGCCUCCGGAGCGCGCUUCCACUGCUCACCAGGGCUCGAGGCCGCGGGAGCGCGCGGC
Molecule: messenger RNA, 1048 nt
Organism: Prorocentrum cordatum
Lineage: Eukaryota; Dinophyceae; Prorocentrales; Prorocentraceae
Source: the annotation of a GenBank genome assembly